Messenger RNA from Pieris napi, 1972 nucleotides. RefSeq names its product zinc finger MYM-type protein 1-like. The transcript is spliced from 3 exons. The record is from RefSeq and is a predicted model, not a curated record. NCBI's taxonomy places the organism in Eukaryota, Metazoa, Arthropoda, Insecta, Lepidoptera, Pieridae. The coding region runs from base 386 to 1906 and encodes 506 amino acids.
UACGGGGCCCCAAAGUGUGUAAGGAAAAAGAAUAAAAACUUUCUAAUUUAUUUUAUUUUACAAAUGACAAAAUUCUAUAAAGCAAUUCCUUUUUUUCCCGCCUUAAGCGUGCGUUCAAAAGUUGGCAACACUACAUCGUUAUGGCGGGCUGCGGGACUUCCCCGUUUUACUUACUUCAUCUUCAACUCAGCGGGGAAUCCCCGGGAAUCCUUCAUCGAUAUCGCGAUGUACGUGUACGUUGUUGUACUUUGCAUUGGAUGUUAAACCACGGAGUGCAGUGCACUGUUUAUUUACGCGCUUUAUAUAAAUGUGCAUUACAUUGUAAUUCAGUACAAACAAUAUUGUUCUUCUGGUUUAGCAGUAUUAGUACCGAUUUGUAAAAGAAAUGAGUGAAAGAAAAAGAGAUUAUCCCAGCGGCGCUGAGAAAAGAAAAAUUAAACAGAAAAGGGACGAGGUUAUAAAAAAAGUGCCCAAAAUUUCUUCAUUUUUUCAGAGACAAGAUACUGUGAGUGAUUUAGAUUGGAAAGAUUCUUCUGAAGCAUGUUCUUCGUCACAUAUCCAUCCGGAAAUAGAAGAAAGCCAAGCACAUACUUUAUCGGAUGUCCAUCCAGAAAUCGAGGAACCCCAAGUCAACGAUUCUGAUAUAUCUGCAGAUAAUGCAGAUUGUAAUAUAAUUUCAUCAGAUAGAGGAAAUUUUGGUGACAAUUUAACUGAAUGCGAACGAAAAAUAAUUUUUAAAUUGGGUCCAUUUAAACCACAAGGAAUAUUUCCAAAAGUUUCAGAAAAUAACCGACCUUUUUCAGCUUAUUAUUAUUCAUAUUUCAAUCAGGCAGGCAUAAAAAUUAUAAGUACAUGGUUAUGUUAUUCUAACGUUUUAAACAAACCGUACAGUCACUUCUGUUGGUUAUUAGCAGAUCGUCAAAACAAAUCGUACUCCUCUGCUUGGGUUAACGGUGUUUCGGUUAGAAGCAAUUUCACACAAACUAUUCUUGACCAUGAAAAGUCACAGCAGCAUAUUAGUGCCUCACUCUCUUAUAAUAAUUGGUUGCAAGGAAAUACCAUCGAUACUCUAUUGAAAAGUGAAAUCGAUAGUAAAAUUACAUUCUGGAGAGAUGUACUGCAAAGUAUAAUUAAUGUUAUAAUUACUUUAGUAUCUUGUAAUCUACCUUUGAGGGGGCAUGAUUCUGAUUCUGGCAAUUUUAUGGCAAUUACUCGUCUGCUAUCUAAAUAUGCAACUUUAAAAGAACUUUUUCUAAAACCGAAAGGUGAAAUAAAUUAUUUAAGCCCUACGAUUCAAAACGAAAUUAUUAGUUUGCUUGGUACUAACGUUAGGAACAGUAUUAUCUCAGAAAUUAAAAAAGCUCCAUUUCUGACAAUAAUUCUGGAUACAACACAAGACUUGUCAAAAAUUGACCAACUAUCUGUAGUUUUUCGAUAUAUCUCGGUUACAGAAAAUGAUGAUAAUGUGCCUAAAGAAAUAAAAAUCUGUGAGUCCUUUUUAGGAUUCAUAGCAGUAACCGAUUGCAGUGCUGCAGGUCUGAAAACUGUCAUUUUAAAUUUGACUAAAGAAUAUGGAAUUGAUUUGACUAAAUGUAGAGGACAGGGAUACGAUGGAGCAAAUGUUAUGUCGGGUGUGUAUGGAGGAUUACAAACCCUAAUAAAAGAGCAUGCUCCAAAUGCCGAUUAUGUUCAUUGUGCUGCGCACGCUUUAAACUUGGUUUUGAACGAUGCUGCGAGACAUGUUCGUGAAGUAUCGACUUUUUUCGAUAAUUUAGAAAAAAUAUAUACUUUUUUUGGCAAUAGUAUAAAACGCUGGACUAUGCUAAGUGACGAUUCAUCUGAAAAAUAUUUGAUUACCCUUAAAAAGUUACAACCGCAACGGCAGAAAGAAGUUUUUCAAAAUUAAAACUAAUAAAAAAUUACUUAAGAACUUCGAUGGGACAAGAACGGCUGUCAGACAUCUCACUAUUGU